GUACCACUGGUAGCAACACGGCCACUUUCAGGAAGCACAACAGUUUCUCUUCUUCGCGCACCUGCUGCCAGCGGGUACCCCUGUGGCGCUUAGUGCGGGCCAUGCCAUGAGAGACUAGGAGGGUCGGCAGCAGAAAAGCGGAAAACAUGACCCUUCCGUCUUUGCUUCUGACCUGCCUUGUCCUGCUAAUCUCGGCUUCCUGUGGGUUCCCCACGGAAACCAGUUAUUUGAGAAGAAGCUUUCCUUGCGACGAGAAAAUACAAAAUGAAACUGUUGUUGCAGACUGCAACAACCGUCGGCUGCAAGAAGUCCCCCAAACCGUGGGCCCAGGUGUCAUGGUGCUCGACCUGUCUGACAACGUAAUCACACAAAUCAGGAACGGAUCUUUUGAAAGCCUGCACAAUCUCACCUCCAUCAACCUGAACCGCAACGCCAUGCUGCCGCCCUACUGUGAGAAUUAUCGCAGAACUAAGAAAGGCAUGAACAUCACAGAUGGGGCAUUCCUCAACUUGCAAAAGCUAACGGAGUUACUACUUGAGAACAACCAACUAGACAAAAUACCCUCUGACUUGCCGGGGUCUUUGAGGGUCCUUAGUCUAAUUCAAAACAACAUCAUUUCUGUAAGUAAAAACAACACUUCUGCACUGAAGAACUUGGAAAGUCUCAAUCUGGGCUGGAACUGCUAUUUUGGUAAUGUUUGUAAUAAAACUUUUAUCGAUGACGGGGCCUUCGAAGAGAUGACAAAUUUGAAGGUGCUCACGCUGUCCUUUAAUAACCUUUCCAGGGUACCCCUCAACCUGCCAAGAUCCUUAAGGAAACUGUUUCUUAGCAAUACCAAUAUCCACACCAUCCAUAAAGCAGACUUCGAGGGCCUGGGAAAUUUAACAGUCCUCGAUUUGAGCGGGAACUGUCCAAGGUGCUUCAACGCCCCGUUCCCCUGUACACCUUGCCCAGGAGACGCUUCGAUUUCUAUACAUGGUAGUGCUUUCGAGAGCUUGACCAAUCUUAAAUAUCUCAACCUCUCUAGCACUUCCCUCCGGAAGGUGAAUUCAAGCUGGUUUGACAAGAUGCCUCAUCUAAAGGAGCUGCAUCUUGAAUUCAACUACUUGGUGCAUGAAAUCGCCUCUGGGGAAUUUUUAACAAAACUGCCCAGCUUAGAAAUACUUGACUUGUCUUAUAACUAUAGAAAGACACAAUAUGUAGAUUAUAUUGAUCUUUCCCCAAACUUCUCUAAGCUUACCCUUCUCCGGUCUUUGCAUUUAAGAGGUUAUGUGUUCCAGAACCUUCGCUCUGAAGAUUUCCAACCCCUGAUGAACCUCUCGAACUUAAUGACUAUCAACUUGGGCGUUAACUUUAUUAAUAAAAUUGAUUUUGGCAUUUUCAAGAACUUCCCCAACCUGACAGUCAUCUACCUGUCAGUAAACAGAAUAUCGCCCUUGGUCAAUGGUACCCGGCAAAGUCUCUCCACUCUCCACAGUCAUGUCCUCAAACCACGCUCAGCCGAUAGCGAGUUUGACCCCCAUUCGAAUUUUUAUCACAGUACCAAACCUUUAAUAAAGCCAGAAUGUGUCAAGUAUGGCAAAGCCAUAGAUUUAAGCCGAAACAAUAUUUUCUUCAUUGGGCAAAAGCAAUUUGAAGCUUUCCCUAACAUCUCUUGCUUAAAUCUGUCUUCCAAUGGCAAUGGGCAAGCAUUAAAUGGGAGCGAGUUUUCAGCUCUGACCCAGCUCAAAUAUUUGGAUUUUACCCACAAUAAACUGGACUUUGAUGCUAAUAGUGCUUUCAAUGAGUUGCCUGAGUUAGAAGUUCUAGAUCUCAGCGACAAUGCACACUAUUUCCAAAUAGCAGGGGUCACACACCGGCUAGGCUUUAUUAAAAAUUUAACAAUGCUGCAAGUUUUAAAUGUGAGUCGCAACAACAUUUUUACCCUAACAGAGUACAACCUGAGCAGCGGGUCCCUGAAAGAAUUAGUUUUCAGUGGGAACCGCCUGGACAUUUUGUGGAAGGCUGCAGACAAGAGGUACAUGUGCAUUUUCAGGAAUCUCGUGGCACUGGAACAGCUUGAUAUAUCCUUUAAUAAUCUUGAGCGUAUCCCCCAACAAGCCUUCGUUAACCUGCCCAGGAAUCUCACAAGGCUAUAUCUAAAUGACAAUAGGUUAAUUUUUUUUAACUGGACAUUACUCCAGUACUUUCCUCGUCUCCAGUUGCUUGACUUAAGUAGAAACCGUCUGUAUUAUUUAACAUAUGGCCUAUCUAAAAUCACACACUCUCUUCAGACGCUGCUCCUGAGUGAAAACAAGAUUGUCCAGCUGCCACCUGGCUUCGUUUCACAAAACAGCAGUCUGGUAACCCUCGAUCUAAGUGCCAACCAGCUAAAGAUGAUCAACAGAUCUACAUUUCAGACAAACGAGAACAGCAACUUGGCCCUUUUGCGACUAGACGGAAACCCCUUUGAUUGCACCUGUGACAUGGGAGAUUUUCUAAGAUGGAUGGAUGAAAACCCGAAUGUCACAAUUCCUAGGCUGACAUAUGUCAUGUGUGGCAGUCCUGGGGAUCAAAUAGGGAAGAGUAUUGUGACUCUAGAGCUAACCACAUGUGUUUCAGACACCAUUGCAGCCAUACUAUGUUUCUUCACAUCCUUCAUCACGCUCACGGUGAUGUUGGCUGCUCUGGCUCACCACUGGUUUUACUGGGAUGUUUGGUUUAUGUACCAUGUGUGUCUAGCAAAGAUCAAAGGCUACAGGUCUCUUUCCACAUCCCAAACUUUCUAUGAUGCGUAUGUUUCUUAUGACACCAAAGAUGCCUCUGUUACAGACUGGGUGAUCAAUGAGCUGCGCUUCCACUUGGAAGAGAGUGAAGAAAAAAAUGUGAUGCUGUGUUUGGAGGAGAGGGAUUGGGACCCGGGAUUGGCCAUUAUUGAUAACCUCAUGCAGAGCAUCAAACAAAGCAAGAAAACAAUAUUUGUUUUAACCAAAAAGUAUGCCAGAAGCUGGAGCUUUAAAACGGCAUUCUACUUGGCCUUGCAGAGGCUGAUGGAUGAAAAUAUGGAUGUGAUUGUAUUUAUUCUGCUGGAGCCAGUGUUGCAACACUCUCAGUAUCUGAGGCUGCGGCAGAGGAUCUGCAAGAGUUCCAUCCUCCAGUGGCCUGACAACCCCAAGGCGGAAGUCUUGUUCUGGCAAAAUCUGAAAAAUGUGGUCUUAACAGCAAACGAUUCGCGGUAUAACAAUUUGUAUGUGGAUUCCAUUAAGCAAUACUAACUGAUGUUAAAUCCUGGUUUAUCACAUAAGACAAAGGCACAGCAAUGACCCUUCUGCCUUGGUCAGCUAUUGCUGUGUAACAAAUUACCCCAAAACAUACUGGCUUAGAAUGACAGAAUUUGUUACCAUGUAGUCUCUGUGGGUCAGGAGUCCAGUAUGGCUUAGCCACGUCCUCUGCUUGGGGUGUCUCAAAGGCUGCAAUCUAAGUGUUACCAGGGCCACACGCAUCUCCUGGGAUUAAGACUGCAGUCUUUGAGAGACCCCAAGCUCACACUCAUGUGGCUGCUUUCAGGAUUCGCUUCCUUCUGGGCUGUUGGCCAAAGGCUGCUCUCAGUUAUCAGUCAAAUGGACCUCUCUUACAUGGUAGGUUGCUUCAUCAAAGCCAGCAAGAGAAAGAGAUUUUUCUGUUUUUUAAUUUUUAAUUUUUAUUUUUAUUGAUUUCAGAGAGGAAAGGAGAGGAAAAGAGAGACAGAAACAUUAAUGAUGAGAGAGAAUCAUUGGUCGGCUGC
Messenger RNA from Pipistrellus kuhlii (Kuhl's pipistrelle), 3763 nucleotides. It is a transcript of the gene TLR8, whose product is annotated as toll like receptor 8. Gene Ontology annotation, biological process: defense response to virus; canonical NF-kappaB signal transduction; positive regulation of interleukin-6 production. The transcript has 2 exons. Gene Ontology annotation, cellular component: plasma membrane. The coding region runs from base 147 to 3254 and encodes 1035 amino acids. Lineage: Eukaryota; Metazoa; Chordata; Mammalia; Chiroptera; Vespertilionidae. The record is from RefSeq and is a predicted model, not a curated record. Gene Ontology annotation, molecular function: protein binding; pattern recognition receptor activity.